Messenger RNA from Amoebophrya sp. A120, 2714 nucleotides. Lineage: Eukaryota; Dinophyceae; Syndiniales; Amoebophryaceae. The record is from the annotation of a GenBank genome assembly.
CAUAACUUUUAUCGUUUUGAGUGCACCUGUUGCGUGUUGUGCUGAUGGUUGACGAUGACAAGCUUCUCCUACUAGCACGGCGCAAUCUCUUCUAGUAGGAAAAAAUUUAUAGAGUCUACUGAUUUGCUGGUGCAAUCAUUCACGGCUCAGCAAGAAAGACUCUUCUACCAAAACGUCGAAAGGGAUGUCUGCAAUAUGCCGGGCGGGUGUAGUUCGCUGCAAAUGCAAUCGCGUAAAAGAUGGGGAUGCCGUUGCGGGUGUAGUCCCCUGCUUGUCCCCAACAUGUGAAGUAGAUGAUCGAACUCCUGCUGGGCGGAAUGCCUUCACCCAAACGAAGAAAAAUGACUUCGAUACUAUUCAAGGAGGUACUCUCCCCGGUUCAAAAACCUCGUCAACGGCCGACACUUCGCCGCCCAUUUUCGAUCUUUCUGACGUGCGGAAGAAGGGUGAUUCUACUGGAGCAGGAGGUGCCUCCCCUGGUGUGGGCGAACUAAUAGGAGAUCUUAAUCUUCAUCAUCCAAGCAUCUGUAGUAAGGACAAAAAUUCAAUCAGGCAGCAGUGCCUUUCAUUCCUUCAACAGAACAGCUACGUGCUCCUGCGAGUGACGGACCCAGAAGCUUCUGCCGCACUUUUCACCGAUAUGAAAGCCUCAGGUUGGAAAUCCUCAAAGUGAGAAUAAUUUGUAAUGCAAAGAAACGACUCCAGUUGGAACACCAUUUCUAGUCGGCGCAUGACAAAUUUUCCGGGCACUCAAACCUACGUGUCUGUCAUGCUAGUUAGGCAAAGCGGUGCCCUUCUCUCAUGCUAGUCAGCAGCCCAAUUCUGAACCCGUGGAAGCACAAUAGUCGACCUGCAUUUCUCUGCAAUACAGUCUUUCUGGUGUCGCAUUUCAUGCAUCACAAAUGAUUUUCACUUUGAGAAUUUCCAUUCUGAGGCCUUCAUAACCGAACUGCGCAACCUACAAGGCUACUUUGAGGAAGAAGUUGGCGACAGCAAUAAGGAUGACCACGUCACGCCAAGAAGGCGACUGGACAACGAUGCGCACGGCCGUGCGACCGCCGCGCCGCCGUCAAGAGCUUCUCUCAAUGAUGAACCCUCAACAAGAACUACUGCACUGACUGCAAAACCGUCUACUUCUAUGAAAAAGUGGAGCAAUCUUGUGAAGUGCGGUUACACCAAACGGCACAACGCGGAUUUCCUUGAUCUGAAAAACACUCCGCUUGGCAUCCGGCCGAAGUUGCAGCACGCGUUGGGAAGUUUUUCCUACAAUUUUUUGCGCGAUUUGGCGACCGAGGCGCUGGAUUGGAUCUUUGAAUUCUGCGCGGCCAGCACGUUGGAGCAGCAAGAGAGUUGUCUACUUCAAGUACGGGAAAUAACUACAAGUAAAGGGAGCUGUUGUUGUGCUGCGUCUCUGUCAGCAUGCGAGAAGGCGUUGUCUGAAUCUAAUUCAAGUAGUGGGAAAAACGCGGACCACGCGACCAGGAGAAUAAAUUGCUUCACAGAGCUUCUUAUCCAGUGCAAAUGUAUCGCACUCGUAUAAAUGCAAGUCUUGCAACAUGACAAAUCUUGUUCCCAAGGCAAAUCAGCAUUACAAAUCUUAUUUCUCAUGGAGGUGAGGGAAUUUCAAUUUGUAAUGCAUUUAUACGAGUAGGAGUACGAUAGAUACUUUUGCAGUUCAUACUUCUGUGCGAUGAAAAAGACGAGGACAGCUUUUCCGUUUCUGCGUCCGUGCUGCGAUGCUCAAGGUACGAGCCCCGAGUUUGUCAUGCCGAGCAGGUGGAAACGAGAAAUGAAGACGAGCCAGCGCCUGUAGUAGAAAGUAGAUACGAUAAAAAUGUGGAAGCACAAGAAGCAGCUGCAGCACCUUGUUCUAAAACUUCCGCGCUUUCAUCCGGUGUUUCGUUCCCCGCCCAUACCGACGCGACCUUUUUGACCUUGUCUUUGGCCAGGAGGGGGUUGGAGUUGCUACUACCUGCUGGUUAUGAAUUGCAAAAGUAUCGCACUCGUAUAAAUGCAUUACAAAUUUCCUCAGCAUGAGAAAGAAAAUUUGUAAUGCAGAUUUGCCUUGGGAACAAGAUUCGUAAUGCACUACUUGCAUUUAUACGAGUACGAUACUUUUGCACAGGAUAGUGGUGGUGAGGACCACGAGAGAACAAGGAGCUCUGCAACCACUUCGGAAAACGAAGCGGAACUAGGAGAAAAAUCCUGGGUAAAAAUUCAGGAUUUAUUGGUCGGCACGGACUUCCGUGGAGCUCAAGGUCAAGCUGACAGCUCCAAGAGCAUUAUCCUUACCCUCUGGAUCGGUGAUUAUCUGGAGCUUUUCACCAACAAAAUCUUCACCGCGUUGCCGCAUCGGAUAAACUUCGAGUUUGAUUAUAAAGACGCAACAGGCUGCAGUGGCAGUGAGUCCGAAAGUUAUAAUUUUCAGCAUCGCCACAAUAUCACCUUUCUCCUGCGGCCCGAUGAGGGGAAGAGUGUGGAGACUUUGAACUUUUUUCGAAGUAAUUUUCGUACAACAGCGGAGAAGCUGCAAACUUCUGAUGCUGCCAAAAAGAACAGCGAAAGCGAAUCCAGAAUAUUGAUUCGCGAACUCCGUCAGAUUCUCGACCAGAGAGGGAAGUUGAAACAGUUUCCACCAUGAGGUUUUUCUACCAAGUAGGCCUAAGGAUCGAUGAAAUGCAAAAUGAAGCAAGCCAUUCUGCAGCCACGAAACU